Molecule: messenger RNA, 1488 nt
Organism: Xyrauchen texanus (razorback sucker)
Lineage: Eukaryota; Metazoa; Chordata; Actinopteri; Cypriniformes; Catostomidae
Product: E3 ubiquitin-protein ligase TRIM39-like
Exons: 7
Coding region: 1-1488 (495 amino acids)
Molecular function (GO): protein binding; zinc ion binding
Source: RefSeq, a predicted model, not a curated record
AUGUUCUGUAGAGAUGAUCAGACAUUUCUCUGUCUGUUCUGCUCUGAGAUUGGACACAAAACUCACAACACUGUUCCAAUAGAACAAGAGAGUGGAGACAGGAGGACUCAGCUAAAAAAGACACAGGCAGAAGUCCGGAUGAUGAUCCAGGAUAGAGAAAAGAAGACUGAGGAGAUAAAAAGCUCAGUAAAGGCAAACGAGAAAAACAAUGUCAAAAUCUUCACUCAUCUGAUCCACACCCUUGAGAGAUGUCAGUCUGAGCUGCUUAUGGUGACGGAGCAGAAGCAGAAAGCAGCAGAGAAGCAGGCUGAAGAGCUAAUUGAAGAGCUGGAGCAAGAAAUCGCUGAGUUAAAGAGGAGAGACACUAAGCUAGAGAAGCUACAACACACUGAGGAUGACCUCCACCUCCUACAGACUUCAUCAUCUGUGUGCAUCCCUCCACAAGUCAAGUCAUGGACCAACAUCAGCAUUGAUCUGAACACUGAUCUGAACACAGAAACCUUUGAGAAAGCAAUCCAGAGCCUUCAGGAAAAUGUUGUAACUGAACUUAACAGAUUAUUUGAAAUCAUCCAUUGUCCACACAACUUCUCUUUACCAACACAUGAGUCUACUGCAGCAAUGCUUGAAGAGAAUACUGAACUAAACUCAACUGCCAAAGGGAUAUUUGUAUUUGGUGGCAGUAAUGCAGGCUCUGAGCCUAAAAUUUCCUCAGUGAAAGAGAACAAUGAUGCACCAGUUACUGUUAGCACGCAGCAUGCCACCAUGUCAGAGCUUUUAAAUGCUAAAACAAGCAUAGUUCUGAAAGAAAGCAAAACUGACUUGGAUAAAUCUACACUGGGAAAAAUGGACAGUAGCACUCACUCACCAAAGAAAGCAGGAAAAAUUAAUAAACCAGUUAAGAUCCCAGGCAUUGAUCUGAGAACAAUGCAAAAACUUUAUGCAGUGGAUAUGCUUUUUGAUUUUAACACAGCUUACCCUAAGCUCAUCCUGUCUAAGGAUGGGAAGCAAGUGAAGCAUGGAGGAAUCUGGAGAGAUGUUCCCAACAACACUGAGAGAUUUAACUCCUCUGCUUGUGUCCUGGGAAGGGAUGGGUUUUCCUGUGGAAGAUUUUACUAUGAAGUCCAAGUCAGUGACAAACCUGAAUGGGACUUGGGUGUGGCUGCUGAGUCCAUUGAGAGAAAGGGCAAAAUAACAGUUUGUCCAGAGAAUGGAUUUUGGUGUAUAUGGCUAAGAAAUGGGGAUAAAUACAUGGCUAAUGAAUCCUUUCCUGUUUCCCUUUCCUUGAGAGAGAAGCCCCAGAAGGUAGGAGUGUUUGUGGAUUAUGAGGAGGGUCUGGUCUCCUUCUACAAUGUGGCGACUAAGUCUCAUAUCUACUCUUUCAGUGGUCAGUCUUUCACAGAGAAGCUCUAUCCAUUUUUCAGCCCUUGCAACAAAAGAGGAGAAGAGAACACAAAGCCUCUGAUAAUAUCAACUGUCAGUCAUUACUAA